This is a messenger RNA of Phyllopteryx taeniolatus (common seadragon), 2169 nucleotides long. RefSeq names its product retinaldehyde binding protein 1b (gene rlbp1b). Gene Ontology annotation, cellular component: membrane. The transcript is spliced from 8 exons. NCBI's taxonomy places the organism in Eukaryota, Metazoa, Chordata, Actinopteri, Syngnathiformes, Syngnathidae. Gene Ontology annotation, molecular function: phosphatidylinositol bisphosphate binding. The record is from RefSeq and is a predicted model, not a curated record. The coding region runs from base 173 to 1096 and encodes 307 amino acids.
GAGAGGAGGGAAAAAAAAUUGUUGGGCUGUAAUCUGCAGUGACGCCACUAAUCCCUGAGCUACAAAAAUCACAGCUCGCCGCCCCCGUCCAGCACACGGACGCCCAACGCGCCACAUUCGCCAGCCGCCUCACGCCUGAAACAGACUGAACCGAGUGUGACGAUCGGCAGACAUGGCUGUCGUUAGUGGAACUUACCGCAUGGUGUCCGAGGAGGAGCAGGCACUCCGGGCCAAGCUGGAGCGCCUCACCGUCAAGGACCACGGGCCGGUGUUCGGACCCAGCCCCAGCCUGCCGGACCACACCCGGCAGAAGGCCAAAGACGAGCUGAACGAGACAGACGAGCAGCGCGUUUCUGCGGUCAAGGAGCUGCGGGGGAUGAUCAAGGAGAAGGCGGAUGCGGGUGACGAGCUGGCCAAGGGGGUUCAGGACACUUUUGGGGAGAAGCCCGACAGCCUGCUGGUCCGCUUCAUCCGGGCCAGGAAGUACGAUGUUCCCAGAUCCUUCGAGCUCAUGAAGGGUUACGUCCGAUUCAGGAAAGAAUACCCCGAGCUGUUUGAGAACCUGACGCCCGAGGCGGUGCGCAGCACCAUCGAGGCGGGCUACCCCGGCAUCCUCCAGAGCCGAGACAAGUACGGUCGCGUGGUUCUGCUCUUCAACAUCGAGAACUGGGACUACGAGGAGAUCACCUUCGACGAGAUCCUGCGGGCCUACUGCGUGAUUCUGGAGAAGCUUCUGGAGAACGAGGAGACACAGAUCAACGGCUUCUGCAUCAUCGAGAACUUUAAGGGCUUCACCAUGCAGCAGGCGUCGGGCAUCAAACCCACCGAGCUCAAGAAGAUGGUGGACAUGUUGCAGGACUCGUUCCCGGCCCGUUUCAAAGCUGUGCACUUCAUCCACCAGCCGUGGUACUUUACCACCACUUACAAUGUGGUCAAGCCCCUCAUGAAGAGCAAGCUUCUAGAGAGGGUGUUUGUGCACGGCGACGAGCUGGAGAACUAUUACAAGGAGUUUGACGCUGACAUCCUCCCUGCGGAGUUUGACGGGAAAGCGGCCAAAUACGACGGCAAAGCAACGGCGACCAAGUUGUUCGACUGAAAGCCGGUCGCAUUUACACUCCAUACACUGCUGAGUGGACUUUUUUUUUGUGGCGGGAGGGGGGUCCACACAAAGCCCACACAACCUUGAUGUUACGUUUUUAAGAUAAAAAUUAAAGGAAAUAUUGAACAAGGCCCUGGCACCUUCUUUUAAUAGUGAAUCCUCAAAAUGUUAUGCCAUGCUCUGCCCACAUUCGACGGCAUAGGAAAAAAAAAAAAAGCUCGGCCAUUUAGUAAUGGCUGCUUCAAACCAAAAUGGCGGACAUCCUGUUCCAUUUCAGGCAUGCGUCCUAUCCUGAUAGACAUGUCCUCCAAAGUUGAUUGGUGAAACUGAUGUCAGGGGCUACAUUUUUUCCAACUUUCCAUGAUAUGGAGUUCGGCCCCAAAAUAGCCAACCUACUGUUCCAUUUCAUGCGAGGGGCCUUUUCGUAACUUUUCAGGCCCCUUUUUCACCGAUUUCGCCGCCAAAAUGGAAGGCUUCCUGUUUCAUUUACAGAAUGGGUCCGUGACACUUUUUUAGGCAUCCGGUUAAAAGACAUGUCCACCAAAUCUUGUGUUGAUCUGUGAAACUGGUGUCGGGGGGCUAUAUUUUUUUUCUUUCCAGGACCCUUGUUCAUGGAAUUGACCCAAAAUGACUGCUCCUAACCAAAAUAAAUGACUUCCUGCUCAAUUUCGGUCAUGGGUCCUUGUGACUUCUUCGUGUGUCCUAUCCUGAUAUACAGUACAUGUCCACUCAAUCCCGUGUCAACAGGCGAAACUGAUGUUUUUUCUGAGUCUCCAGGCCCAUUCGUCAUGGAAAGACAGCUUUUCAUUUGUUGGACGAGGGUGUUUAAUUACUCAACUGCAGAUGUGGAAGCCAUCCGUGUCAUCAUAUCCCCUUGAAACAUGUUCGUGGGCUUUGUCGGGACCCACGUUGAACCACCAAACAGUUACUCUUAAAGCAGCAAGUCCAUCCCCCCAUCCGUCCUUGUCCCUUAUUGCCUGCUGUUCUCCGCUAUGAAGUGUUUCCUAUUGUGCUACCUGCUGUACCAACACUGUCAUUUGAUUGUACAAUAAAGUGUAUAUAAACUUCAA